ACUACGACUUCCAUCAUGUUUCUCCUCAUUGAAAAUACCGGUUUCCAUUUAGUGAUACAUGCUGGCAGCAUAGUUCUUGCGAUCAUCUCUCAGAUAAUCUCAGAAGUCUUCUUUUAUCUGGUGAAGGAAGACAACGUGCCCAAUGCUGUUUUUCAGACCUCAUCCUGGAAUGUGUCCAAGACCUUCUCCCUAGAGGUGACUAUGGACUCGUGGUCUGAGAACUACUGGAUCCCAAUUGACUUAUGGUCUAAAAUGUGGCUUGUUUAUGCAGCUGUGAGCCUUUAUAGAAGAAACAUACUUGGUCCUGAGUCCUGCAAUCCUGAAAUCCACUCUCCCAAAUUCUUUCUGAUGUGGGCCAUCAUUAAUUUUACAAGGGUGUUUACCAUGCCUAUGUGGGAUAGACACUUUAUCCUACCAGCAGUGUUGUUCAGGUGGAUUCUACCACUCCACAGCUUCUACAUGCUUUUCAUUUCCUACUCCAACCUCAAUGAGCACAAAGCAUGGCUUGCCAUCAACAACCCUGGUGUGAUCCCAUGGACACGUUAUCUGACCCAGAAUGGAUUAGCUGUGUUUGCCUGGUGGUCUCUUUUGCAUUCUGUGGUGGGUUUUGGCAUAGUGCUUAAAUAUUACGCCAGUGUUCAGGACCAAGUGGCCAGUUGCAUUGUCCUUUCCAUCGUCUUCUUGUGCAUUAUUACAUGGUUUGCCCUGCAGAAGUUCUUUUUGACCAAGUACAUGCGCCAUACAUUCAGCAUUUACCCUAUUCUCGUUCUGGGACUGGGUGCAAUGUUCACUAGCAGCUACCACGUCCAGAACUUCUCCAUAAACACAGCCGUCUGUGGAGUCCUUAUGCUUCUGAUUACCAUCAUGAGCUUCAUCCAUUUGAUCUCUGCAUGUCAGGAGAAGUCCCGCAAACCUGUUGUUGCAGAGCUGAGAUUUGAAGGCUGUGAGACCGUGUACCAACCAGAAGGGAAAAUCAAGCACAAAAUACAGAACUCAGAGAAGAGUUCACAUGCAGAGGCAGAGAGCACAACUUGAGCAACAGUUUUAUGUAUAGUAAAACAACACAAUAAUUGUUAUAUUGUAUGUCUGUACAUAGCCUGCAUACUGACCUUAUUCACUUAAAUUUUAAAAGUGUGUGUAAUACAUCAACCACCAAAAGGUGGCGGCAAACGAUUAGAUUUCUUUUCCGAGGUUCAAACUGGCGUUGUACCAGGAGAUGGCACAAUGGUGCAUGCUUUAAAAUUUAUGUGCAUGGGGUAAAACUACAUUCUUUAAAUGAAAAGAAUCAGUAGUGACCUUGAAGAGAAGUUAAUUUUUAUUGACCUUUGUGGCUUACACUAUUUAGGAACUCUUUAAAUUCAAAACACAAUGUGUGUGUGUGUGUGUGUGUGUGUGUGUGUGUGUGUGUGUGUGUGUUCCUGUCUUGGCAUCACAGUGAGAACCAUUUUCCCGAUUUCACCAUCUAAUUGAGGACCGUUU
This is a messenger RNA of Girardinichthys multiradiatus, 1479 nucleotides long. RefSeq lists its product as uncharacterized. The transcript is spliced from 7 exons. The record is from RefSeq and is a predicted model, not a curated record. NCBI's taxonomy places the organism in Eukaryota, Metazoa, Chordata, Actinopteri, Cyprinodontiformes, Goodeidae. Bases 16 to 1035 code for a protein of 339 amino acids.